This is a messenger RNA of Anneissia japonica, 1383 nucleotides long. RefSeq names its product 26S proteasome regulatory subunit 6A-B. Gene Ontology annotation, molecular function: ATP binding; ATP hydrolysis activity; proteasome-activating activity. Lineage: Eukaryota; Metazoa; Echinodermata; Crinoidea; Comatulida; Comatulidae. Gene Ontology annotation, biological process: proteasome-mediated ubiquitin-dependent protein catabolic process. Gene Ontology annotation, cellular component: proteasome regulatory particle, base subcomplex. The record is from RefSeq and is a predicted model, not a curated record.
AUUAUGAAAAGCGAAACAAUGCGUAUUCAACAUGAAUUACAAGCUCAGAAAGAAAAGAUAAAAGAAAACACAGAGAAAAUCAAAGUGAACAAGACACUGCCAUAUUUAGUAUCAAAUGUAAUUGAGCUGUUAGAUGUGGACCCACAGGAUCAGGAGGAAGCAGACGGUGCUAAUGUUGAUCUGGAUUCACAACGCAAAGGCAAGUGUGCCGUCAUCAAGACCUCUACAAGACAGACAUACUUUCUUCCUGUCAUCGGACUUGUAGAACCAGAAAACCUAACCCCAGGUGAUCUUGUUGGCGUAAACAAAGAUUCUUACCUUGUCUUAGAGACUUUACCUGCAGAAUAUGACUCAAGAGUAAAAGCUAUGGAAGUCGAUGAGAGACCAACAGAGCAAUACAGUGACAUUGGUGGGUUAGACAAACAGAUCCAGGAGCUCAUAGAAGCAGUAGUACUGCCAAUGACACACAGGGAGAGGUUCGACAACAUGGGUAUCCAGCCUCCUAAAGGAGUGUUGCUGUAUGGUCCUCCUGGCACUGGAAAGACCUUAAUGGCUAGAGCCUGUGCUGCCCAGACGAAGUCCACAUUCCUGAAACUAGCUGGUCCUCAACUAGUUCAGAUGUUUAUUGGGGAUGGAGCCAAACUUGUGCGUGAUGCGUUUGCUCUUGCCAAAGAGAAACAGCCUGCUAUUAUAUUUAUUGAUGAAUUAGAUGCGAUUGGAACAAAACGUUUCGAUAGUGAGAAGGCGGGAGAUCGAGAGGUUCAACGAACUAUGUUGGAAUUACUUAAUCAAUUAGAUGGAUUUAGCUCAACAUCUGAAAUCAAGGUGAUCGCAGCCACUAACAGAGUUGACAUCUUGGAUCCAGCAUUGUUACGAUCAGGUCGAUUGGAUCGAAAGAUUGAAUUCCCUAACCCAAAUGAGGAAGCCAGGGCACGAAUUAUGCAGAUCCACUCUAGAAAAAUGAACGUUGGAAAAGAUGUUAAUUUUGAAGAGUUGGCACGCUGUACGGAUGAUUUUAAUGGGGCUCAAUGUAAAGCGGUUUGUGUAGAGGCUGGUAUGAUUGCUUUGAGGAGAGGAGCUCCAGAACUUUGUCAUGAAGACUACAUGGAUGGUAUUCUUGAGGUCCAGUCCAAGAAGAAAGCCAAUCUUAACUACUAUGCCUGAACAACGCCCUCUACAUUAUCCACUGAACAGCGCCCUCAAUUUAAUAACUCUCCAUAAUAAUUUCAUGAUAAGAUUACUACAACUUAGCAUAAUUCUCAAGUUAAGAUAAAUAUACAGUAAUUAUCAUUUUAUAAUUUACAGGUUGAUUUCGAUAGGCUGUAAUUACUUCAAUAUGCCAUUAUAUUUUUAAGGCGUAGAGUGGAUGAGUGGAGAGAGGCA